This is a messenger RNA of Argentina anserina (silverweed cinquefoil), 1176 nucleotides long. Its product is annotated as chlorophyll a-b binding protein 151, chloroplastic-like. The record is from RefSeq and is a predicted model, not a curated record. Gene Ontology annotation, biological process: response to light stimulus; photosynthesis, light harvesting in photosystem I. Gene Ontology annotation, cellular component: chloroplast envelope; plastoglobule; chloroplast thylakoid membrane. Lineage: Eukaryota; Viridiplantae; Streptophyta; Magnoliopsida; Rosales; Rosaceae.
ACAGAUCAAACCUGGGGUUACCAUAAAUCUACGAAUAGAAAGCAUCCAUUUAGAAAUUUGACGAGAGUAUAAGUGGACCUAUAAAAUGUUUGUCCUUUUGGUCAGAGCUGCCAUGAACUUCCAAAUUUCAAGCUUCUAUGGCCUGCAUUAACCAACCACACAUAAUGCAGCAUAUUGCCUCCCAUAGGGUCAAAGGAACCUGCCACCCAUCUAAGGAAAUCUAAAUCCAAUCCAGAAACAAUAGAUUGCUGCUGAUGUGUAGAUAUCCUAAUCCACAUCAUCAUCACCUUCCCAUUAUAUACGGACCGACUCUCCCAGUUCAAAACAUCUCCAUUCAUAGCCAGCACCUGAUCAAUACCACACCCUACUUCAAACACAAAAACAGUCAUGGCAACCACUCCUAUCCAGCAGUCAGCAUUUUCCGGCCAGACCAUUCUGAAGCAGUCAAAUGAGAUCAGCCGAAUUGGCAACCUGGGUGACGGCCGUGUCACCAUGAGGCGCACUGUUAAAAGUGCCCCUGAAAGCAUAUGGUAUGGCGCAGACUGCCCAAAAUACUUGGGACCAUUCUCUGAGCAAACUCCAUCCUACUUGACCGGUGAAUUUCCAGGUGACUACGGAUGGGACACUGCUGGACUAUCCGCAGACCCCGAGACCUUUGCCAAGAACCGUGAGCUUGAGGUGAUCCACUGCAGGUGGGCCAUGCUUGGUGCAUUGGGCUGUGUCUUCCCAGAAGUCUAGUCCAAGAAUGGCGUCAAGUUUGGUGAAGCUGUUUGGUUCAAGGCCGGGUCUCAGAUCUUCUCUGAAGGCGGCUUGGACUACCUCGGAAACCUAAACCUCAUCCACGCCCAGAGCAUCUUGGCAAUCUGGGCCUGCCAGGUUGUCCUCAUGGGUUUCAUUGAGGGCUACAGAGUUGGUGGAGGCCCACUAGGUGAGGAUCUUGACCCACUUUAUCCAGGAGGUGCCUUCGACCCCCUGGCUGAUGACCCGGAAGCCUUUGCUGAGCUCAAGGUGAAGGAAAUCAAGAAUGGAAGACUAGCAAUGACCUCCAUGUUUGGUUUCUUUGUUCAGGCAAUUGUUACCGGAAAGGGACCAAUUGAGAACCUCUAUGACCACGUUGCUGAUCCCAUCGCCAACAAUGCAUGGGUAUACGCCACCAACUUCGUCCCUGGAAAGUGA